Molecule: messenger RNA, 1602 nt
Organism: Photinus pyralis (common eastern firefly)
Lineage: Eukaryota; Metazoa; Arthropoda; Insecta; Coleoptera; Lampyridae
Gene: shv
Product: dnaJ homolog shv
Exons: 4
Coding region: 124-1200 (358 amino acids)
Biological process (GO): protein folding; protein maturation
Cellular component (GO): endoplasmic reticulum
Molecular function (GO): misfolded protein binding
Source: RefSeq, a predicted model, not a curated record
ACUCCACAUGUUUGGGUUAUGUGCUGAUAGUGCAUGUGUAGUUGUCGUAGUGUAACUAAUUUUUCCAAUUUAACCGAAGACUGCUAUGGUUUCUUAUAAAUAAUUAAUUAAGCACUUAUCAAAAUGUGGACUACAAUACCUCGCGCUAUAUUUAUUAAUUUAUUAGUGUCGUUAACGUUAGUGAUAGCGGGUAGAGACUUUUAUAGAAUUUUGGGAGUCUCAAAAUCGGCAAGUUUGCAUGACAUUAAAAAGGGGUACAGAAAAUUGGCGAAGGAGUUACAUCCCGACAAAAAUAAGGACGAUCCUGAGGCGUCGCAGAAGUUUCAAGAUUUAGGUGCCGCAUACGAAGUACUAUCGGACGACGAGAAGCGAAAAAAGUAUGACCGGUGCGGGGAAGAGUGUUUGCAAAAGGAUGGGAUGAUGGACAGCGGUUUUGAUCCUUUCGCGAGCUUCUUUGGCGAUUUCGGUUUCCAUUUCGGUGGAGGUGGUGAUCAACAUCACGAAACUCCGAAAGGUGCCAAUAUUGUCAUGGAUAUUUUGGUUACAUUAGAAGAUCUUUAUAGUGGCACCUUCGUUGAGAUUACAAGAAACAAACCUGUAAUGAAACCGGCAAAAGGCACAAGGAGGUGCAAUUGUAGGCAGGAAAUGGUUACGAAAACCUUAGGACCAGGCCGCUUCCAAAUGAUGCAGCAAACCGUUUGUGACGAAUGUCCCAAUGUUAAACUGGUGAACGAAGAGCGAGUUUUGGAAAUGGAAGUUGAGCCCGGCAUGGUCGAUGGACAAGAAACUAGAUUUACUGCAGAAGGUGAACCACAUAUGGAUGGUGAUCCCGGAGAUUUGAUAUUGAAAAUUAAAACACUGCCCCAUACAAUUUUUGAAAGGAAAGGAGACGAUUUGUAUACAAACAUUACAAUAUCGUUACAGGACGCCUUGAAUGGCUUCACGAUCGAUUUAAAACAUUUGGAUGGUCAUACAGUUACAAUUUCGAGAGAUAAAAUAACGUGGCCAGGAGCCAAGAUUCGUAAGAAAGGUGAAGGAAUGCCUAAUUACGAUAAUAAUAAUUUGCAAGGUACUUUGUAUAUCACGUUUGAUGUUGAAUUUCCCAAACAAGAACUGUCUGAAGAUGACAAAGCAGCUAUUAAGAAAAUUUUAAGCCAGUCUUCUAAUAACAAGAUAUAUAACGGACUGAGGGGUUAUUAACGACAAGAAAUUUAGUGAAUUAUGUAUGCACAUAAAACUGAGUGUAAUUAGUGAGAUUUGAAACUGUUUGGAAGUGAUUUUCUCGUGUUAGUUCAACUUAUGUACAAAAACUAUCUAAGCUAAUUCGACAUAAAGUAUUAUACAAAUGUAUGCAAAAUCGUACAGUAAAAAGACGUAAGGAUAAAAUUUCAAAAUCUCCUAAUAUAAAACCAUGCCCAUAUUACUUUUGUACAUACAAUAGCCGUGUUGUCAAGACUGUUAGGAAGACCAAUCCAUUAAUAUUUAAACGUGUCUUGUUACAGUCAACAGUCUAACGCUAACUUCAUUCAGUAAUUUCAUACCAAUUUGCAUGGGGCAUCUUUAAGUGUGCAAUUUGGCUGUUCACCAUCAACUAAAUAUUUU